This is a messenger RNA of Larimichthys crocea (large yellow croaker), 702 nucleotides long. It is a transcript of the gene ndufs4, whose product is annotated as NADH:ubiquinone oxidoreductase subunit S4. Gene Ontology annotation, biological process: electron transport chain. Lineage: Eukaryota; Metazoa; Chordata; Actinopteri; Sciaenidae. The transcript is spliced from 5 exons. Gene Ontology annotation, cellular component: respiratory chain complex I. Bases 83 to 598 code for a protein of 171 amino acids. The record is from RefSeq and is a predicted model, not a curated record.
CUCUUUGGCCAGCUGUCUCCGUCACCUGCUCUGUCCGUGCGGUUUGUUCCUUCGCGGACGCCGUACGACAUUGUUGACAACAAUGAUGGCGGCCUCAAUGUCACUGCUCGGCUUGGGACGUCUGUCUGUCAUCAAUGCGGCCUCUAAACUGGCCCUGAACCCCAUCAGGUCUGCGAGCACAUCAACAUCGAGGCUGGCAGAGAAAACAGGACAAGACACGCAACUUAUUACAGUUGAUGAGAAAUUGGACAUCACUUCUCUGACAGGGGUCCCAGAGGAGCACAUCAAAACGCGUAAAGUCCACAUCUUUGUGCCCGCCAAAUCGGCCAUGCAGUCCGGAAUCAACAGCACCAAAAAGUGGAAGAUGGACUUUGAUACCAGAGAGCGCUGGGAGAACCCACUGAUGGGCUGGGCCUCAACUGCUGACCCCUUAUCCAACAUGAUGCUCAGUUUCUCCUCCAAGGAAGACGCCAUUGCUUUUGCUGAGAAAAAUGGUUGGAGCUAUGACGUAACGGAGAAGAGGACCUCAAAGCCCCGGGUGAAAUCCUACGGAGCAAACUUCUCCUGGGACAAGAGGACCAGGAGGUCUGCUAAGUAAACUGAAGACGCCCAUCUGUUAGUUGGCUUGACCUCAGUUUGUCCCACGGAAGACCUGUAUCGUUCUUGUGAAUAAAUACUUAAUUAUAUACGUAUGAACCAAAA